AUGGCUAAAAUAGUCAUGUACGGAAAUGGAAGUGUUCAAAAGGACUUCAGGAGAAUUCCAGGGAAUGACAGCACCGUGUCCGGGCUCAUCGUCCUGGGCCUGCCGAACCGCCCCGAGAUGCAGCCCCUACUUUUCGCCAUCUUCCUAUGCAUAUACCUGGUGGCCGUGAUGGGCAAUGGUCUCAUCGUGGCCGCAGUUUCUCUCAGCGCGGCCCUGCACACGCCCAUGUACCUCAUGCUGCUGACAGUUGCACUGGUCUAUGUCGUGUGCACCUUCUCCAUCGUCCCCAAGAUGUUGGAGACCAUGCUGGGGCCCCGGAAAAGCAUCUCCUACCACGGCUACAUGGCCCAGCUCUACUUCGCCACCUCGUCUUUGGGGACCGAGAUGGUCCUCUUCACCGCCAUGGCCUACGACCCCUGCGUGGCCUUCUGCUUCCCUCUCCUCUACGCCGCCAUCAUGAGCCGGGGCCUCAUCCUCCGGAUCGCUGCCCUGCUGGCCCUGUCCUGCAGCCCCGUCUGGGCCAACGAUGUGAUGGUCUUCGUGGCCGACAUCGCCCUGGCCAUGGGGGACUUCCUGCUGACCUGCCUUUCCUACGGCUUUAUUGUGGCCACCAUGCUCUGCAUGCGGAAGGCCGAGGUGGUCUCCCUCUACUACUCCCCCGUCAUCUACACCUACAUCCAGCCCACGUCCUCCUACUCCUUGGACAGGGACAAGGUGGUGGUGGUCACGCCGACCCUAAACUCCAUCGUCUACAGCCUCCGCAAUAAGGAGAUCCAGGCGGGCGUCCGGGAAGUCCUCUGCUCUCUGAAGCUCCGGGAAUAG
This is a messenger RNA of Tachyglossus aculeatus (Australian echidna), 822 nucleotides long. RefSeq names its product olfactory receptor 13G1-like. NCBI's taxonomy places the organism in Eukaryota, Metazoa, Chordata, Mammalia, Monotremata, Tachyglossidae. Gene Ontology annotation, cellular component: membrane. Gene Ontology annotation, molecular function: olfactory receptor activity. The record is from RefSeq and is a predicted model, not a curated record. The coding region runs from base 1 to 822 and encodes 273 amino acids. Gene Ontology annotation, biological process: G protein-coupled receptor signaling pathway. The transcript is spliced from 4 exons.